AUGUCGUCCUCUCUCGAGGCCAAGAUCGUGGUCCUGGGUGCCCAAAACGUGGGCAAGACGUCCCUUGUUAUGCGGUACUGCAAGGGCUCCUUCAACCCGGCACAGGUAACGUCCACCGUGGGCGCCAGCUUCCUGACCAAGCGCGUGGUCGACAAUGACUCCGACACUGUUGUGCGCCUCCAGAUCUGGGACACGGCCGGCCAAGAGCGCUUCCGCUCCAUCUCCCGCUUAUACUACCGCGGCGCCAACGCAUGCAUCCUCUGCUACAGCAUCACCGAUGCCCAAUCCUUUACCGACAUGGGCGAGUGGCUGACCGAGCUGCGCCGCAACCUGCCGUCAGACGUCGUCCUGCACGUCGUAGGCACAAAGGCCGACAUCGUUGCCCGCGAUCCUUCCCUGCGCCAGGUUCCCUUUGAGCGCUGCAUCGCCUACGUCGCCGAGAAUCUGUCACCGGGCCUCGGCAGCACGCCGCCUCCGACCGCCACGCCCAACAACGGCCCCUUGUUUCCCUUCAUGGGUGGUCUCGAGCCCCGGAGCCCCAGCUCUAAGCGGAGCUCCGGCUUCUGGGGCCAGGAGGUCGGCUGGGACGCCUGCCACGAGAUCAGCGCCGAGAGCGGCGAGGGCGUCGAGGAGGUCUUCCGCGUCGUGGCGCGGAAGCUCGUCGAGCAGAACCGCAAGAUGCAGCAGGCCCUGCUCCAGGCCACCGCCACGCCCAACACCCCCGGGUACGAGUCCGGUAUGGACGGAGGGUACUUUGAGGGCAUGAACGGCCGCGGAAGCUUCCGCCUCGGGCGGGACCGGCGGAGCUGGCUGUUCCCGCCGGGAUUCUCGCCCGCCGUGACGAUUGACAGGGCCGGGUCCACGCAGGAGCAGGAUCAGCAGGUGGAGAUUCGCCAGAAGCAGCGGCAGAGCAGUUGCUGCUGA
Messenger RNA from Trichoderma citrinoviride, 924 nucleotides. Its product is annotated as rab type ras GTPase. The transcript has 2 exons. Gene Ontology annotation, molecular function: GTPase activity; GTP binding. The record is from RefSeq and is a predicted model, not a curated record. Bases 1 to 924 code for a protein of 307 amino acids. Gene Ontology annotation, cellular component: endomembrane system. Lineage: Eukaryota; Fungi; Ascomycota; Sordariomycetes; Hypocreales; Hypocreaceae. Gene Ontology annotation, biological process: intracellular protein transport.